Molecule: messenger RNA, 989 nt
Organism: Diceros bicornis minor
Lineage: Eukaryota; Metazoa; Chordata; Mammalia; Perissodactyla; Rhinocerotidae
Gene: CSF3
Product: colony stimulating factor 3
Exons: 4
Coding region: 236-865 (209 amino acids)
Biological process (GO): immune response; positive regulation of cell population proliferation; positive regulation of myeloid cell differentiation
Cellular component (GO): extracellular region
Molecular function (GO): cytokine activity; growth factor activity
Source: RefSeq, a predicted model, not a curated record
GGCCUCCAUGGGCUUAUGUAUAAAGGCCUCUGGGGCUCGUCCCUGACAGAGCCCAGAGCCUGCAGACCCACCUAGACCCUCUGCUGAGCCUGCUGCCCAGAGCCCCAUGGAGCUGAUAGGUGAGUGUCCUGGCCCAGGAUGGCAGAGCGGCCUGCCCUGGGCAUGGGAGGGAGGCUGGAGUGGCAGAGGGGCUUGGAGUCUCUGGGCCCCCAGAAAGGGACCCAGGUGAGAGCGGAUGGCAUGUCUCCUGAGCCUCCGCCUGCUCCCAGUCCUGCAGCUGCUGCUCUGGCACAGUGCACUCUGGACCGUGCAAGAAGCCGCCCCCCUGGCCCCUGCCAGCUCCCUGCCCCAGAGCUUCCUGCUUAAGUGUUUAGAGCAAGUGAGGAAGAUCCAGGCUGAUGGCGCAGCGCUGCAGGAGAGGCUGGUGAGUGAGGGAGGCUGGCGGUGUGCCACCCACAAGCUGUGCCACCCUGAGGAGCUCAUGCUGCUGGGGCAUGCUCUGGGCAUCCCCCAGGCUCUCCUGAGCAGCUGCUCCAGCCAGACCCUGCAGCUGACGGACUGCCUGAGCCAACUCCACAGCGGCCUCCUCCUCUACCAGGGCCUCCUGCAGGCCCUGGCAGGGAUCUCCCCCGAGUUAGCCCCCACCUUGGACAUGCUGCAGCUGGAUGUCACCGACUUUGCCACCAACAUCUGGCAGCAGAUGGAAGACCUGGGGGUGGCCCCUGCGGUGCAGCCCACCCAUGGCACCAUUCCUACCUUCACUUCGGCCUUCCAGCGCCGGGCAGGAGGGGUCCUGGUUGCCUCCAACUUGCAGAGCUUCCUGGAGCUGGCGUACCGCGUUCUGCGCUACCUGGCAGAGCCCUGAGCAAAACCCUGCCCAUCCAGUGUAUUUAUCUCUAUUUAAUAUUUAUGCUUAUUUAAACUUAAUAUUUAAAGACAGGGAAGAGCGGAAAGGAGCCCUAGACUCCUGGGUCCUUCCCUCCACUUCC